This is a messenger RNA of Candidula unifasciata, 375 nucleotides long. Lineage: Eukaryota; Metazoa; Mollusca; Gastropoda; Stylommatophora; Geomitridae. The record is from the annotation of a GenBank genome assembly.
AUGAGUGGAUACCCAUACCCAAACACCUCCUACCCGUACCCAGCAGGCAGUGUUCCACCACCGGAAAAGUCUGCUCCACAACCUUAUCCAUACCCAUACCCACAGCAGAACUAUCCACAGCCUCCACCACAGCCUAACGUGACUUACGUCAUCAACACUGCGCCGACCCAGCCGCCUCCACCGCCGCAGAAUACAACAAUUGUAUAUGAGACAAGGCCACCUGUAUUCAGGCCUGCUGGUCUUGGCCUAGGGCUCGGAAUCGGAGCUGGACUUGCCUUAGCCAGCCUUGGAAGGCCUCAUCCACAUCCACACCAUGGAUUCCACCACGAUCAUCAUCAUCAUCACGGACCCCCUCAUCAUCAUCACCAUCACUAG